UGCAGUUUUGAAGAGAAAACAACAGGACGGAGCAACUAUGCGAGGAAUAAAUAUCAGAAUUUCAACAAACAAGACCACUGGUUGUCAUAAACCAAGUCGUUUGAAAGAAUCUGAACAUCUUUAGUUUAGGCUGCAGCCAUCUCAUCUAAUCCCUUCAUCAUCAAUUCUAAUAGGACUGCUGGAUUCCAUUGAACUGGCUGAUGACCUAUCUAUGACCCUUAAACUGGCUAUUGAACUAUGUCUGCAUAGACACUGGACUGCUGUAAAACUGGCUAUCUGGACAACGUAAAGCAAAGACUCUGGAUACUCUGCAAGUUUAAAUCCCGGACCUGUCGUUACAGUAUUGUGUGCCCGCUAUACAUUGGUUGAUUUAUUCUUGAUCUGACAUCAUCAUCAGUAUGAAUUCUCAUCCUGGUAAUAAUCUUGUGUUUGAUGAUGAUACACAAUGGGCAUCGUCCAUGGCUCAACUCAAUGCCAUGCGCAAGAAUAAACAGUUCUGUGACGUAUUGCUAAGCUGUGACAAACAGGAAAUCCCUGCUCACCGAGCAAUCUUGGCUUGUUGUAGCAGCUACUUGUUUGAGCUGUUUAACUCUGAAGGUGAUGUGGGAAAUACACCAAUAUUGAAUGUCAGUGUUAGCGACAAUCUCACUCCCACUGCUGUUGAAACCCUGGUGAAUUACGCCUACACUUCAAGGCUUGACAUCUCUCCUGACCAGGUUUUUGAUGUAUACGCUGCUGCCAGACUUUUCCGUAUGAAUAGAAUCAAGAAAGUUUGUACAGAUUACUUGGUGGACCAUCUGAAUAACUAUAGUUGCAUCGGACUAUACACUUUUGCUGCUCGCUUGAAAGACACCAAAUUGUUGCGGGAGACGGAACUGUACAUACAGAAGAACAUCAUCGAUGUAGCAUUGAAUCAACAGUUCUUACUGUUGCCACGAUUACAGGUGGAGAUUGUCUGCACUGAUGAUUUUGAGAUGAAUGAUAAGCAAAUGUUUGAUAAGGUUCUUGAUUGGGCCAAAGAUUGUGUCAUCAGUGGCUGCAAACUGCGGGACUUGACCGAAGAGACUCACGCUUUGUUUUUGAGUUCUGAUAACACCUUGGUCGAUAUCCAUGACUUGGAUUAUGAUUCUGAUUCUGAGAUAAUACAAGAAUAUAGGCAGCAGAACAACAAACGUCAGACAACUCCUCAUAAGAGAAAGAACACUAAUUCCAGCAACAGCAACAAUAAUGGCUCUGCAAGACAGUUGAUUAUGACUAGUGGAGAAAGAAACAAGAAAAGUCAGUGUGAAGACUGGAGAGUCAUUGCUGCGUCUCAGACUUCUGAUAACAAGACCACUUACAUUGCUCUGGCCACUGUGAAUAACAAACUGGUUGCGAUAUCUUUACAUCAGAAAUUACCUGAUUCUGCAUCAAAGAGUCCUCGUUUGCUCAGAUCACUGUCCAUUGAAAGCCAAGGUUCCUGGACCAUGCUUGAACCUAUGAAGUUUGCCCGUUGUGCUCUAGGAGCAGCUGAAUUGGAUGGCAAGUUAGUUGCAGCAGGUGCCGCUGUGUUGAAUGACAAACUGUAUCUUGCUGGUGGGUCUCGUGGUCCUAUUGGAUUAAAAAGUUGUGAAGUUUACACUCCCGAGACUGAUUCUUGGUCAACUAUCUCUGACUUAAAUGUUGGUCGUUCUCAAGUUGGUUUGUGCUCUUUGAAUGACAAGGUAUACGCUGUGGGUGGUGCAGAGUCUUGGAAUGUCUUAAACUCGGUUGAAGUGUACGAUCCUACUGAAAAUGAAUGGUCUUUGAUUGUUCCCAUGAAUCACUGCAGACGAGGUGCUGGUGUUACGAAAUGUAAAGGUAAACUGUAUGCUGUUGGUGGAAGUGAUGGCACAUCCUCUCUUGCCUCUGUGGAAUGCUAUGACCCAAAGGUUGAUAGGUGGAACCAGAUUGCCAGCAUGUCUACUCCUAGAGCUAAUGUCGGUAUAGCUGUAGUAGACGGUCAUAUUUAUGCCGUUGGCGGAUUUGAUGGCAAGAAUUUUCUUAAUACCAUUGAGUUUUACGAUCCAGAAAACAAUAAAUGGCAGCAGUUUGUUCCCAGGAAUGGCGUCAAUUCCAGACCAGAUAGCCCUAUCUAGAAAUAGUAUUCAUCAUUGAUAGUAAUUUGUUAAAAUGAUGAAUGUUUUGUUAAUUUUCACUGGUACUGGAACCAUAUCUGUUUUAUUAGAAACACAUCCAUGUAUGGAAAUGCCAGGUCAAGCUAAAUAACAUAACAAGAGAUUGCUUUCUGACAUUCAAAAAGAAAUGUAGAUGCGCUUGUAAUAAAUCAAAUAUGGUGAAUUGUUUUGACCUUUUAUCAUACUGGUUUUAUUCAGUUUUAUUCCUGGUGCAUUCAAGCAAAUAUUUUUCUGUAUUUGUCAGCAAAUGUAUGUGUGCGUGUGGUCAAGUCCCAGCAAUUAGUGUGAGCAUGACUUAUUGUUCACUUUCAGGUUGUCAUGGUGAUUUCGCAGUUGACUCAUUACGCUCACACAAUUAUUAGUUGUUUAGCUUGAAAAUAAUGGGGAGAAAAAAAAAUGAUCAUACAUGCAAGCGUUAAUGUCAGGUAUGAAAAUAAAAUUUUGUUUGAUACGCAAUGGGGUUGUAAACAGUUUACGAUCAUAGUGUACAGUGGUAAUCGGCUAAAAUAUUUGCUUCUCAGGAAUUUUUUUUUUUGCUUUGUCUAAUAUUUGUCAUUAUAGUUUUAUUGUGUGGAUCAUUUUGUUAGUUGUACAUAUACUGUACAGUGUAUUCUAUUGUCUGCCUUGUUUAACAUUACAGACACAAUAUAAAGUGAGGUGGGGUGUUCACAACUAUUUUUAUCUGAUACAUUUUGCACAUUUUCGUAAUUAUUUUAAUCUAAUUAUAGUCAAUUGAAAUUUGUUUUAUUUGAAAAAAAAAAAAAACUGAAUGUUUAAAUAUUUGUUGAUAUUCUACAAUUUAGUGAUUUGAAGUUGUAGCAGGUAAAAAGACAAGUGCAUUCUCAUAAAAGUUAAUCUGCUUGACUUUAGCAUGUCUGGCUAUUAAAAGAAUUAUUGGCUGCCCUGAAUAUCGUAUUUACAGCCAUGUACGUUGUUUUGGGUUGAUUGUCUCGGAAACUGCAUGAUUCAAUUUGAGAAAGAGAUGGAGUCUCUGACAACUUGUGAGAAAUCUAUAAUUAAUGUCGGCACCAAAUAAAGUAAUAUUUUCAGUGUCCACAUUGGGUUCCUUAUAUCCACUCAUUUGCUUCAGAGGUUUUGGAGGGUCUUUUUUGUCAUCUUGCGUACUGUGGUUUUGGCUCUCUUGUACAUAUUAUUUGUGUCAACAGCUUUCUAAUUGUAUAUUUUUCUAUGAAAAAAAGAAACAAUUAUCUAUUCAGGCUUUCCUCGAUCUAAAUCUGAACCAAUUUGAUUGUCUUGAUUUGGGAGGUGGGGUAAACAUAUUUCAAGAAACUUUUGGAAAUUAAUUUACAUACAUUUGUAAAGUCAGAAUUCUAUAUUGAUGUGUUAUAUAUCGAUGGUUGCUGUUUUGAAGCACUUGAUUCAGUGGAAAAUUUUAUAAAACUUGGAUUGGCUUAUGUGACGUUCCUGAAGUGCGCCCUCGCUAGUUCAUUUAGGAAUGUUUUAGAUUGAUAGAGGGUGCUUAGUCCAAGCUUGAAAAAUAAAAUGUUAACUCUCAUCACCUUCCCACUGAUACUAAUUUAUAAACAAAAUUUGUGAUCUUGCAAUUCUUGAAAAUUUUGAAAUAGUCAUAUAUUUAACUCCUUUGAUUAUGAACAAAUGGUGAAUGUUAAUUAGACAAAGAUAAUUUUGAACAUCUAUUCAAACAAAAAUAUAAUUUUCUAUGCGGGGAAACACUACUUGAAAUAAUAAAGCAUCCAUUUACUAUUUGCAUGAACUGAACAAAUAAAUUUGAAUAUUGCUUCAGGUUUACAUUUCUGCAAGUUUGAAUUGGUUCACGCUUUGCAUCUUAUUAGGUAACUGGCUACAAGUAAAUACUAAUUAAUUUUCUGAUUAGGUUGGUAACUCUCGCAUAUUGCAUCCAGGAUGCCCCAGUUAGCACAACACCUUCCAUAGAUUGGAGGGGUGAGGUUUUCUGUUAUGUAUACUCCACUUGUUGAUUUACGCUGCACUUUGAACACUACCUGAUGGAUGGCUUGCUUUCUACAUGGUAGAUAGAUUAAAUUCCACUAACAAUUUGAUGGUCAUGUAUGCAGACAUUAAGUGGGUCUUUAUUUUGUUUAUCUUUAUUCUUGUGCUUUAUCAUAAGUCGUACUUCAUUGAACUUUUAAUAGACAUCCAGUAUUUUGUAGUUUACAAAAAUAAAGUACAAUUUAUAUCAUGAUUUUACAUUUCAAUAAUAUAUAUCUGCUAGUUUACAUAAAUUUAGAUGGUGCUAUUGUCAGUGUCACAAAUGUCCAGUUUUUCAAAAUGUGUUAUUUAGAUUUCUCCUUUGUUUUUGUAUGUUACCAUGGAAUUAUUCAAAAUAGUAAUCAUCUUUGCAGCAAAACCUGUGUGAAAACACUGAAGAGGCCUUGUUUCACAAGAUCAAGUUUUGGAACCCUGUCACAUCAAACCCAGUAUUUUAAACACACAACAAAACUUGAUUCACCAUUGUGUCUAAUACAAAGCAAGAAUUUCUGAAGUUGCAUGUAGACAAAAAGGAAUUACAAAUCUACAUCUUUUAGCGUGGGUGUUGCCUCGAAAUAAAUUGUUUCCAUGGUUAUUGUGAAUAAUUUUACUGAUAACUGGCUAUGUCAUUAAUUUCAUCUAAACAAAAAAUAGUAUUUUACAGUUUUAUAUUUGUUUGGAAUUUAAAAUAUUGAUCAACAGCAAUUUGGCACCAGCUGCAAGGUAACCUUGUAUACACAUCAUUGCACAAAAAUGAGAAUUUUUUUUGACUGGAUAAAUGUGCAACUAAUAAUCCAAGUCUUUCAACUAAAUUGCUUGCAUGUCAAAAACCUUGCAUAUUUUUCUCCCCAUAUGUUCAUUUCUCAGGAUGCUGUUUACUCUGAUACCAGGGAGUUUGAUAAGGAAGGAAGGAAGGAACAGAAUGGCAUUGAUUUCAGUUGCAUCAUCUGAUGAAAUAUUCAUGACCAUUGUGGUUGAAAACAUUUAUUCUUUUCUGAUCAGUAUUUAAUCAAUCACAUGCACAGACGUACAUUUUGUGGUUACAUUUUACUAAAUUCAUGGUAGAUGCUAUCUCUCUGAAACAUUUGGAUUAUUGUGUGACACUUUUUUUUUUUAAGUUAACCUAGUAGAUGUAUGGGUAUAAUUUUUUCACCUGAAUUGUAGGAGGAAAAAAAACACAAAUGUUUAUGAUUUCAGUCUGUGGUGUUGAUUGAAGUGUGCCUGUGUUUUUAUUGAGUUUUUAACAUUUUCAAUUAUAUUGAGAGCAGUGUUCAGUCUUGUUGUCAUAGCGAACUGCAAGUUGCGAGUAUCUGCUGCCAUUCAUUUUGGCACUCGAACUGUUCAAGUAUAAAUUAACAUGCAGUGAAUUAAUAAAAAAAAACAACUCUAAACCAUUGUUGAUUUUCAGUAAAUGGUGUUUGCUUUAAUAGUAUCUCUUGUUUUCAAUCAUUUGUUUGUGAAAAUUUUAUGUGCUUUAUCUACCUGAAUGCCAUUAAAGAUAUGGUCAAACUUUGGGGUGGAUUGUCAUGGCGGCAAAGGACUGAGCAUGCUCAUUGUUCACUUGGUAUUCACAUAAAUCAAGUUUAUUGUAAUAUUCUGGGUGAGAAGCAGUUGCUAUGGUAAUUAGUUAUCAGAACCGUUUACAAGAAUGGUUUAUUCGUGCAUUUCAAUUUACCAUUCACCAACUGAUAAUUACUCAAAUUCAAUCGAAUCAAAUAACAUUUCUCAACAUAGAACUCCUGGUAAAUUUGAGCCUGCUAAAAAGCAGGUCACGAGUUUAGUCUUAACAAAACAAUGUGUUGAAUAAUCCAUGUUUGUUUAUAAAUACUUAAUUUAACAGAUACAUACUGUAUUGUUUGUGACAUGUCUGAUAGAGGAAUAAAAUUGAAAAUUA
Saccoglossus kowalevskii is the source of this 6018-nucleotide messenger RNA. RefSeq names its product influenza virus NS1A-binding protein homolog. The record is from RefSeq and is a predicted model, not a curated record. NCBI's taxonomy places the organism in Eukaryota, Metazoa, Hemichordata, Enteropneusta, Harrimaniidae. Gene Ontology annotation, molecular function: protein binding.